This is a messenger RNA of Sceloporus undulatus (fence lizard), 1697 nucleotides long. RefSeq names its product Nedd4 family interacting protein 1 (gene NDFIP1). Gene Ontology annotation, molecular function: WW domain binding. Bases 127 to 786 code for a protein of 219 amino acids. NCBI's taxonomy places the organism in Eukaryota, Metazoa, Chordata, Lepidosauria, Squamata, Phrynosomatidae. Gene Ontology annotation, cellular component: perinuclear region of cytoplasm; Golgi apparatus; endoplasmic reticulum. Gene Ontology annotation, biological process: vacuolar transport; positive regulation of protein ubiquitination; metal ion transport. The transcript has 8 exons. The record is from RefSeq and is a predicted model, not a curated record.
CCUGCUUGCAUGCCUCCUCCUUCCUGCUCCUGGGAGGCCUAGGCGCCCACCGGGGACUGGAGUGGGGCCUGCGCCCGGCCCCUCAGCCUCUCUGUCCCUCCUCCUCCUCCUCCUCUGCCCAGAGCCAUGGCGGCCUCGGCCUCGGAGCCCAGCAGCAGCAGCGGAGGAGGCCGCUACCAGCAGUUGCAGAAUGAGGAGGAGUCUGUUGAAAACCUGGAAGUUGUGAAUGAUUUUCCACCACCUUAUAGCAGCAUUUCUGGUGAAAACACAGUGUAUUUUGACUUCAAAGAUGAGUCAGGGUUUCCAAAACCACCUUCUUAUAAUGUGGCCACAACACUGCCCACAUAUGAUGAGGCUGAGAGAACUAAGGCAGAAGCCACUAUUCCUUUAGUUCCUGGAAGGGAGGAGGACUUUGUGGCACGGGAUGAUUUUGAUGAUACUGACCAGCUGAGGAUAGGAAAUGAUGGCAUUUUCAUGCUGACCUUCUUCAUGGCAUUCCUUUUCAACUGGAUUGGAUUCUUCCUCUCUUUCUGUUUGACUACUUCAGCAGCUGGAAGAUAUGGGGCCAUUUCUGGAUUUGGUCUCUCUCUCAUUAAAUGGAUCCUGAUUGUCAGGUUCUCCACCUAUUUCCCUGGAUACUUUGAUGGCCAGUACUGGUUGUGGUGGGUGUUCCUUGUUUUAGGCUUUCUCCUGUUUCUCAGAGGAUUUAUCAAUUAUGCAAAGGUUCGGAAGAUGCCAGACACAUUUUCUACUCUUCCCAGGACUAGAGUUCUGUUUAUUUACUAAAGAUGCUUUCUGGCAACAUUUUCCUGCAUUAAUGAAUUCUCCCUCAACUAGUAAGUGAACAUCAAUCAGCAGGAUGUGAAUCAAGACGGAACACAACAAGAAAAAAAAUCACCUGCUUUAAAAUCAAUAAAGUACUGUUGAAAAAGAAAAGGAAGCAUUUAUUUCUAUUUGUUUCUAGAUGUAAAAUUUUAAUAGUUUAAUGCAAAACUCCUAUUAUCAUUGAAUCAUUAGUGGCUAACGUUUGAAAUGGCUCUUGCAAUCAAGUCUGUGAUGUUACUAAUAAUGCCUUAUAUAGUAUUUGUAGUCCUUUAAAUAGCAUGAGCUAUUGCCCUGUAGCCAGAAGGGGUCAGUCUUGCUUUUUGUUCUCCUUCCUAAAAAUGAACUUGGAAUAUGUUUUCUUAGUGUAAGAUAUGUAAUAAUGCUGGCCAUUGUGAAGGGUUGUUCUUGGAACUUUAGAUACUUGUUUUGACUGUGUUUCUGCACAUAUGUAUCUGUUGUUAAAAUAAAAUGAAAAACAACCUGGAAUUAAAACAUACAUGCAUAAUGUGGAUGUUUUAAGAGGAUAUUCUUAAGAAGGUGGUAUACAAGUGUUAAUUUCUAGUAAUAUGUAUUCAGUAUUUCUUACACUUGUACUGCACACAUUUUGGAUAGGGACUCUCACAAUGUAUGUUGGUGACAUCAAACUGAAAUAAUUUGAUGAUGCAGGGUAUAUGUAAAAGCAGAUCUUUAUUUUUUGUUGACUUUAGUACUCUUAAGGUUGUCUCUAACAUGCUUGUACUUUCAUUUCUAGUUUCUGAUGCAUUUAAAUAUAGAAUAACAUACACUUUUGAUUUCUGCAAGGCAGUAAUUCAGAAAUUUAUUAUGUUCAAAAUGUAAAUAUAGCAGAAUGUUAAUAAAUGUCACUUAUAUUA